GACUGCCAUGGAGUUAUUGAAUCGAAGACCAUAGCACUGUUUCUGUAGUCCAAGGAUCAAGAUCUGCAGCUGCCACGAGCACGUCUUAAUACUUGUGAAGCUGGUGAUUUGAAACAUUGGAACAUGGAGUCCAGUUGUGCUUCCUGUGCCACCAGUGCAUUCUAACCAAAAACUGGAGACAAGAUACCGAAAUAAGACUGCAGAAAAUUUCCACAUCUCCAUGACCCUGCUUGUCAGCAGAAAAUAGCAAAAAGCUAUAGGAAAAGCUCCUCUACCUUCCAAAUAUUAGGCAUCCAACUACUGCAUGAGUUCAGACCAGUGGAGGAAAAGAGCAGCAAAAAUUGAAUUGAAUGAAACCCAAAAGCAAGAAAUUAAAGAGGCCUUUGAUUUAUUUGAUGUUGAUGGGUCUGGAACCAUAGAUGUGAAAGAAUUUAAGAUUGCAAUGCGGGCUUUAGGAUUUGAACCAAAGAAAGAAGAAGUUAAAAAAAUGAUUGCUGAAAUUGACAAAGAAGGAAUUGGCACCAUUAGUUUUGAAGAUUUUUUGGCUGUAAUGACUGUGAAAAUGAGUGAAAAAGAUGAAAAAGAAGAAAUAUUGAAGGCUUUCAAAUUAUUUGAUGAUGACGAUACAGGAAGCAUAACACUGAACAAUAUCAAGAGGGUUGCUAAGGAACUAGGGGAAAACUUAACAGAUGAUGAACUCAAGGAAAUGCUUGAUGAAGCUGAUCGUGAUGGGGAUGGAGAAAUAAAUGAGGAGGAAUUUUUGAGAAUGAUGAAAAAGACCACUCUUUAAUGAUACUAAUUUUAUUUCUUGUUGUGGUUCCUUUUGGAAAAGUGUUAACCAAUUUGUAUUUGUAAUACAGUUCUGUAAUUUAAUAUAUGAAUGUAUUCAUUUUCAAUUUUUAGUUUAUCUGUUCAGAUUGGUCUUUUGAUUUCAGAUACACCUGAUAAAUUUCAUGUUUUUGCCAAUAUGUUGUUAAAUCCACAGCAUCAAGAAACAAAGAAAAUGGAAUGACUUGCUUGAACCAUUAAUCCAAGAAACAUUCUAAUUCCAAUUGCUAUUUUCAAAGCCCCAGGUUCCAAAGACUUAGAAUUUUUUUUUUAAGUUUAAUGAAUUUGGCCCCAUAUCCAAAUAAAUUUGGCAACAAGACACUACUUUCUCUAUUAUUUUUCUGUUGUAUAACUCUAAAAAAAAACCUGAUGAACAUUUGCUUUUUAAUCAGUUAUUCAAGUAUGCAAAGUAUUAAAUAAAACUGGCUGGCAACUGUAUUAUUUGCUAAUAUUCUUCUUGUAGUUAUAAAGAAAGAAAUUCAAAACAGCACUUCUUUCAUGCAGCUUUCCCUAGGACCAAGAGAGGGGGAAGGUUAGCACUUAUACCUCUGCCAGAAAGGUGCUAGGGAUUUUAUGUGUUAUCUCAGGCAACGUAUAACAACCUUGGAAGCUGGUGGUAUUAGCUUCAUCUUAUGUAUGAGAACCCUAAAACAAAGAAAGAUUUAAAGAAUUGUCCAUUUUCCCAUAGGUAAUAAAUAAAGCAUGGAUUCCAAA
Molecule: messenger RNA, 1542 nt
Organism: Choloepus didactylus (southern two-toed sloth)
Lineage: Eukaryota; Metazoa; Chordata; Mammalia; Pilosa; Megalonychidae
Product: centrin-4
Exons: 5
Coding region: 305-790 (161 amino acids)
Biological process (GO): mitotic cell cycle; centriole replication; nucleotide-excision repair
Cellular component (GO): centrosome; centriole
Molecular function (GO): calcium ion binding
Source: RefSeq, a predicted model, not a curated record